AUGGACAUCAUAAAUCCAUCCUGUCGCUCACUAGACCCACGUAAAAGCUAUCCUUUUCAGACACGCCACAUUUACCCUUUGCCGCUAUCUCUUCUUUAUAUCCCUUCCUUUUUCAAAGACUUUUUUCUCUUUCAGUACAACUUAUGUUUUCAUCAUUUUCAACGUUUUCUAUUUCAAUCUUUUUCUCCUUUCCUUUCUUUCAAUUUUUCUUUCUAUUUCAUUUUAACUCCGUUCCUAUCAUCUGAAUUAUUUUCAUUACGCCUUAUUUUUUCUCUUUUUUUUCUCUUUCUUUUCUCAAACAAAACACUUCGUCCUCAUUAUCCCACCAUCUCAUCAACUCCUACUAUCACUACUAACGCCACCAUUAUUGUUUCCUCACCAAGACGAAGUCAGACAUUUUUAUUACCACCCUCAUCACUCCACAACGCAAAAGCAGGACACUGCUAUAUUUUCCCUUCAUGA
Acanthosepion pharaonis is the source of this 462-nucleotide messenger RNA. Lineage: Eukaryota; Metazoa; Mollusca; Cephalopoda; Sepiida; Sepiidae. The record is from the annotation of a GenBank genome assembly.